AUGGCCGACCCUUCCGCAGAGGGUGCCGCGAGCCCCGACGUCACCUUCAAGGUUAAGACGUCGGGCGACAAGCAGCACACCAUCACCAUGUCCGAGGCCGCCACCGUAAACGACCUCAAGGCCAAGAUUGCCGGCUCCGACUUCGAGGACAUCCCCAUCGAGCGCCAACGUCUCAUCUACUCAGGCCGUGUUAUGAAGAAUGACGAGCCUCUUAGCACCUACAAGAUCAAGUCGGGCAACACCGUGCACCUGGUCAAGAGCGCUGCCAGCAACCCCGCGCCCGCGCCCGCAACCACCUCGUCGUCCACGCCCCAGCCGCCCCAGGUGCCCACCAACAUGGCUGCCGGCACUGCCAACAAUCCCCUCGCAGGCCUCACCGGCGCGCGCUAUGCUGGCUUGACCGGCCUGCCAUCCGCCGACAUGUUCGGUCCUGACGGUGGAAUGGUUGGCUCCGGGGUCGACGAUGAGCAGCUCGCCAACAUGCUGGACAACCCUAACACGGCGCAGCAACUGAACGAGAUGCUGAACAACGACCAGUUCAUCGACAUGAUGAUCCAGUCCAGCCCCGCGCUCCGAAACAACCCCAACGCCCGCGAGAUGAUACGGUCGCCCAUGUUCCGCCAGAUGAUGUCGAACCCCGACACCCUGAGACAAGCUGCUCGCAUGCAACGCAUGAUGAGGGGCAGCAAUGGAGGCCAGAACGCCUUCCCCAUGCCUGGAGUAACCGACAACACUCCUGGCGACGGAGCCGCGGCCGGUACGGGAAACAACAAUCAGGCCGCAGGAGCCCAGGGCCAAGCCAGCCCCUUCAAUCCCUUCGAUCCUGCCGGCUGGGGUAACAUCCAGGUUCCCGGAGCGGCCGGCGCAGGUGCCAAUGCUGCCAACCCGUUCGGCGCUUUCUUCAACCCUUUCGGAACGCCACAAGCUGGUCAGGGUGCAGCUGGCACCACGGGCGCAACGGGCACCACGGGCACGACCCCGGCUCAGGGAACGACUGGCGCGCAAGCCGACAACGCCACCGGUCAAGGUCAAGGCACCGACGCUACAAAUCCUCCGCCGAACCCCUUCGCCAGCCUGUUUGGCGGUAUGAAUCCCGGCGCAGGCGCAGGUGCGGGUGCAGGAGCUGGAGCAGGCGCAAACCCUUUCGGCAUGCCGCCCAUGUCGCCCGAAGCCCUGCAACAAAUGAUGCAGUCGCCCGAAGCCCUGCAACAAAUGAUGCAGAUGCUCGGUAUGGGAUCUUCCUCGGGCUCUCCAGCGCCAGCGGCACCAGCAGACAAUCGACCACCCGAGGAACGAUAUGCCGAGCAGCUGAGACAGCUCAACGACAUGGGCUUCUUCGACUUUGACCGAAAUGUUGCUGCCCUCCGACGCAGCGGUGGAAGCGUUCAAGGUGCUAUCGAGCACCUUCUAGGCUCGUAG
Anthostomella pinea is the source of this 1419-nucleotide messenger RNA. The record is from the annotation of a GenBank genome assembly. NCBI's taxonomy places the organism in Eukaryota, Fungi, Ascomycota, Sordariomycetes, Xylariales, Xylariaceae.